Molecule: messenger RNA, 1942 nt
Organism: Loa loa (African eye worm)
Lineage: Eukaryota; Metazoa; Nematoda; Chromadorea; Rhabditida; Onchocercidae
Exons: 17
Coding region: 14-1942 (642 amino acids)
Biological process (GO): Rho protein signal transduction
Molecular function (GO): guanyl-nucleotide exchange factor activity
Source: RefSeq, a predicted model, not a curated record
CGAGAACAUUGUUAUGGGUGAUUCAUCGCUUGCUUUAUUUCAUCAUUUACGUGGCAAUUCAUUAUUGAAACAGCAAGAAGACACCGAAAUUCAAACAUUUCAUCCAAACAAAGAACAAUUAACUCGGCGGCAUGCGCUAAUACCUGAGCAGCCAAGUAUCCAACAAGAUGAUGCUGACACAGAAGGCUGUUCAGAUAAUGUAAUUAUUGUACCACACUUGAAGAUAUCCCCAAAUGAUUCACAACUUUUCAAUCGGGCAAUCAGUUCUGGAGGUGGAUUAUUGGCUAACUUACAAAGGGCGACAAUUGCAACCCAAGCAUUUUAUGCCGAUGCAAAGGAACAAUCAAAGACCAGAUCACCAUGGAUUCUGAAAAGAUUGUAUGAGUGGUCACAUCGAGCCAAAAGGCGCGAAAUAACGAAGCAUGUACAGGCGGCUUUGGAAACAUCCGGCGAUCCUGAAUUUGAUGAUGAGGAAUUGGAAAAAUUACUCCUGGUAAAGUGGGAAGAAAUAUUUUCUGUUAAUGUGGAAAAUUUGGAAUCGAUAGAUAAAAAGCGCUUGCAAGCUGUGUGGGAGUUAUUUCAUAGUGAACUGAUAUUUCUCCACAAACAACUUCUCGUUCUGAGAAAUGUUUACAAGGAGCCGCUGAAAAAAUGUCAGGUUGAGGGGUAUUUAUUGACGGUAGAACCGGAUUUGCUCUUCGGAAAUCUCGAUCAAAUAUGCCGGAUAAGUUGGUCAUUUUGCAAAUCAUUUCUUAAAAUAAUGAAUGAAGUUGGCACGGUUAGUGAAAAUGGUAAUUACAAUACAACUGAUCUUAUUGUGAAAUUGUUCGAAAGGUUUUCCAAAGGACCUUCAACAAUAUCGGCUUACCAGGCAUACUGUAUCAAUUACAAGGCUACGAUGGAAUACCUCGGAUCAAUACGAGAGAAAGAGGAACGUUUCACAGAAUUUGAAGGGAUAUGUCUUACAGAUCCGCGCUGUGAACGGUUACAGUUGGAAGAUUUGUUAAUAGCGCCAUUACAGCGCAUUACAAGGUUGCCUAUUCUGUUAAAAGAAAUUCACAAAUAUACCAAAAAUAAUGACGACAAAGCACGGAUCGAAAAAGUUAUCGAAAAUAUGAAUGAAUCAUUAAGAUCAAUAGAUGAUUCUGUCCAGUGGUUGCACAAUUUCGAGCGGUUACAGCAAUUGCAAAAUUCAGUUAUUUGGCCAUCAAUCAUUGAGUUAGAAGCAAGAACGUUUAUUCCAGAGUUCUUACGAGCUGCAGUAUCCAGGCAGUUCUGCGAGAAUCUUUUGGCACAUCCAAGAAGAAAACUGAUUCAUGAGGGCCAUCUGGAUCUUGUUGAAAACGGCAGAACAUGUGACUGUUAUGCGUUCUUAUUCAACGAUAUGUUUCUGCUAACGAAAAUGAAAAAAUGCACCAAAAUUAAAAAAGGCACGACGCAGUUAACGAAAUCAGAACAAUAUGUCGUGCAGAAGCAACCAAUACCGCUGGAUUCCUGCGUUUUCUGCGAUGCUGAUUCCAAUGAUUCCACUACCAGUAUGUCAUUGAAAUUUGCAUUUGUGAUAAUACAUCUCACACGCUACUACCAAGUGGUAUCGAUUUUUACCUUGCAAGCUGCUAACAAACAGGAUAAAGAAUUAUGGAUUGAAAAAUUCCAAGAAUCAAUUGAAAACUAUGAAUCGAUCCAGUUGAAAGAUAUGUUAAAGUGCACCCCGCUUUAUUCCAGUCUAUCUUUGAGGCGUUGUUCGUCAUCUCGUCUAAUGCAAUUGAAUACUUGCACCAGCCAAAAUCCCAACGAUUCAAAAUCGCAUCCCGGUACACAACUGGAAAGAUCAACAGAGAACCAAGAAGUGAACACAGAGGAGCAACACUGCAAACCUUCAUCAACAGAUGCUUCUAAUAAAACACGCAGUUCGAUACCGAUAACACAGCCCCACGUUUAA